Messenger RNA from Chanos chanos (milkfish), 760 nucleotides. RefSeq names its product potassium channel tetramerization domain containing 6a (gene kctd6a). Bases 5 to 760 code for a protein of 251 amino acids. The record is from RefSeq and is a predicted model, not a curated record. Lineage: Eukaryota; Metazoa; Chordata; Actinopteri; Gonorynchiformes; Chanidae. Gene Ontology annotation, biological process: protein homooligomerization. The transcript has 2 exons. Gene Ontology annotation, molecular function: protein binding.
GAGAAUGGUGACUGGGGAUACAUGGUCAGUUGCAAUACACUUACAGACUAAAAUGCCAAAACCUAAGAUGACCCGUCCAGUUACUCUAAAUGUAGGUGGCCAUUUGUACACCACUUCUUUGUCCACACUUCAGCGUUACCCAGACUCACUGUUGAGUGCCAUGUUCAGUGGAGAUUUUCCCAUAGCUCGAGAUUCCCAGGGCAACUAUUUCAUUGACCGGGAUGGGACUUUGUUCCGUUAUGUCUUAAAUUUUCUGAGAACGUCAGAAUUGACUCUGCCAUACAACUUCAAGGAGAUAGAGCUCCUGCGUAAGGAAGCUGAUUUUUAUCAGAUUGAGCCACUGGUCCAAUGCCUAAAUGACACUAAACCGGACUCACCCUACCCUUUGGACACGUUUGAGCAGGUGGUGGAACUCUCUAGCACUCGUAAGCUUUCCAAAUACUCUAACCCUGUGGCUGUCAUCAUCACACAGCUCACCAUCACCACCAAGGUUCACGCUUUGCUUGAAGGCAUCUCCAAUAGCUUCACAAGGUGGAACAAACACAUGAUGGACACAAGAGACUUUCAAAUCUCGUUCACAUUUGGACCUUGUGACCACCACCAGGAAGUGUCUCUGAGGGUUCACCUUGUAGAAUAUAUAUCUAAGCAAGGUUUCACCAUCAGGAACACACGAGUACUUCAUAUCAGUGAGAGAGCCAAUGAGACCACAGUAGAACACCACUGGACUUUUUGCCGACUGGCACAGAAGGCUGAGGACUGA